This is a messenger RNA of Ostertagia ostertagi, 2898 nucleotides long. The record is from the annotation of a GenBank genome assembly. Lineage: Eukaryota; Metazoa; Nematoda; Chromadorea; Rhabditida; Trichostrongylidae.
AUGGAAAAUAGCGGCAUAGCGGGACAGGGACAUGGUGUUACUUGGAAGAAGAUUUUUGUCGUGGCUAUUCUGCUAGCAGUGAACUUGUUGAACUAUAUGGACCGUUUCACGAUAGCCGGAUUGCUAGGAAGGCUCCAGGAUUACUUCCUCCUGAACGAUAAAGAAGCAGAGGAAUUUAUUUUUUUUUUACUGCAGACAGUUUUCAUUGUCUUCUUCAUGCUGUUUGCUCCUAUAUGUGGAUAUUUUGGCGAUCGAUAUAAUCGAAAGUUUAUUAUUAUAGCUGGUCUUAUAGUAUGGAUAAGCGGCGUAAUGCUGUCGACAUUUGUUGGACGUGAUCAUUUCUUUGUGUUUCUCUUUCUACGAGGAGUUGUUGGUAUUGGUGAAGCUACAUAUUCGACAGUAGCUCCUACCAUAAUCGGCGAUCUCUUCUAUGGUCCCAUGAGAAGUAUUGCACUGAUGGUGUUUUAUUUUGCCAUACCCGUUGGCAGUGGGCUAGGAUUUAUCGGUGGCUCAUCCAUCGCCUUGUGGACUGGUAGCUGGCAAUGGGGUGUCAGGUUUACCCCUUUGAUCGGCGUGCUGUUUCUUAUCCUUAUCAUUUUUGGGCUCGAAGAGCCAAAACGUGGGCAGGCAGAACACGCCCAGAUUGAACCGAGCACGUUGCUGCAGGACUUGAAGUACCUGAUUAGUGUAAGAACAUAUGUUUUGACGACGUUUGGAUUUACAAGCGUCGUCUUUUGCGUUGGUGCUGCAAGUUGGUGGACACCACAGUUAAUGACUUACGCGUAUGGCAUUCAACACGGUAUUGAUGAUGUCCCGAAGGAUGAAGUGGCGCAUCUUUCGGUAAUAUUCGGAGCGAUUACAUGUUGUGCUGGAAUCGUCGGAAUAAUUGCUGGAUCUACGAUAGCUCAGGCAUGGCGAGAAGGGAACUGGUGCUUUCGGGCUUCGCACCGCGCUGAUGCGUUCGUUUGUGCGGCUGGAUCCUUUCUCGCAGCUCCGUUACUGUUCACUGCUCUAAUGGUCGCGAGCCAAUCUCUCAAUUAUGCUUGGCAUGUGAUUGUUACACAUCGCCGCGCUUCUGCCACUGCCAUUCAGACGCUGAUAGGACAUCUAUUUGGUGAUGCUUCAUCGCCGUACAUCAUCGGUUUCAUUUCGGAUGCUGUGCGAGGUGAUCAAACUUCUUCAAUCGCCAAGUACCAUGCGUUGCAGUAUGCAAUGUUUCUUCCAAAUGCUGUUCUUAUUCUCAGUAUUGGGUGUUACCUCUGGGCUACAUUUUACAUCGUUGCUGACCACCAUCGGGCGAAACAAGAAAUGCACGUGGAUGAUGAGUGGGCCAGUGAUGUUGAGACAUUGAUAGCCAAUGUUCAACCCGGACAAGACGAAGGAAUAAGCAAUAUAUUAUUUCGUGAAACCAGUUGGUGCCUGCACUUUUUAGCGCUUUCCAUGACCGAAGAAGCAAUUGCCUUACAGCGGAACCGGCAAACACAGUCGGUUCACGCAUCGAACAAGGAGCACGAUUGUUAUGAUUCGGAGCUGCACCUGGACAAUGUGCUCAAACACCUGUCAUUUCUUCGGAUUAACAUAGAUAGUGUAUUACUUCCUGAAGAAAAUACAUUCAUUGAACGGCUGUAUAAUGAAGGAUCACUUUAUGGGUUCAACCUGGAAUAUCAAUUUCCUUGCCUCGAAAAUGUUUCACGAUCGCUCAAAGCUCCAGUUCGAAUACCAGCCAAGAGUUUCACCAUGACUAACAUACAAUUCCGUCAUAGAAGAGUCGUUCUUCUGCAAAUGAAUCCUGAAAUUAUUCCCUUUUGGAAUCGCCACCACCUUGUCAUACGGCUGCAUGUUCAACUAAAUACUCGUGGAAAGUUCUCGGCAAGUUGUUUUUCAACCAUAUUAAACUUUUUUAAACUUUUGAAUGACUUCACACGCUUGCUCGGUCACUGUGUCGUUCCACUUGCCGAGCUUCUCAUUCCGCCUUUUAUGAUUUGCCGAGAUUUUAAUUUCAUCCCUGCCAAAGGAAUGACAUUUGAGGGUUCUUCGCUAACCAUAUUCCAAAAGCAGGACCAGUGCCGUUUCGUGAGAGAGUCCCUUCAAAUCUUACUGACUUAUCCGAUUCGGUUUUUGAAGACCAAGCCAUUAAUUAUGGAACUUCUCGCCCGCAUGCUUUGGGUUUCGAUUCCCGGCGUGCACACGCGUUGGAUUCUCACCGGGAAUUUCGCCCUGCAGUGCGCUCCAGUACAUCGUCAAGUGUCAAGGAGAGAGAACGAGAGAGCCCCCGGAGCAAAUGCCUCAUCCAACUCACUGUGCAUGAGGCUCGCGGACUUCCACCUGUACGGGAUGAAAGAAAUCGGUUUGUUUCUCCUAAUGCCUAUGUUUCUGUCCUGGGAAGAGACGGUGAACUUCGCUCGUCAGUUUGUGAGCGUUCUCGCCGUCCUCUUUGGAACUGGACGGCACGGAUUUUAUAUUUGUGGAGAGCGCCGUAACAUAAUAGUGAAGAUACUUCAUCACGAUAUCAGUGGCGAUAUGACACUUGGUUUUGUAUCGAUUCCAUUACCAAUUGAAGAAGCGCAUCGUGUUGAUUAUGAGAUGGUGGACUUGACUGGAACGGCUGGCCUAAAUGGCGAGGUACCCAUCAUAACUAUGUCCAUGGAAGCCAGCGAUGUAGUGCGACGCCCGAGUAGUGCAAAUCGGGUUCAGUCGAGUUCAAGCUCGUGGAGUGAGCAACAAGCCACUUCUAGAGGAGCUUCGCCUCCCUUGAGAUCGGCGUCGACUGGUCCAGCUACCAUGCGUUCAUCUCAUGAUGAAGACUACCUGAUUAUGGCUACGCGCGAAGAGUUGGAAGAAAAAUUGAAGCGAAAUCUCUCUGAUCUGGAUCGAAUGAUUAGGACAAUCAAGGAAUGA